Molecule: messenger RNA, 751 nt
Organism: Botrytis cinerea B05.10
Lineage: Eukaryota; Fungi; Ascomycota; Leotiomycetes; Helotiales; Sclerotiniaceae
Exons: 1
Coding region: 26-706 (226 amino acids)
Biological process (GO): protein ubiquitination
Cellular component (GO): cytoplasm
Molecular function (GO): ubiquitin protein ligase activity
Source: RefSeq, a predicted model, not a curated record
GAGUUAUCAACAAAGCCAACUCACUAUGUCUUUAAUGGGAAGCAUGCUUUCACGAUUCCGCAACAUUCGCUCUUCGAUGUCGGAGGAAAACACCUUCUCACAAGAAAUAUUCAAUCAUCUCAACGCUACAAGACCACGAAGACACAUGGAUUGGCUCAAUCUUUCUGCACAAUACGAGGAGGCGGGUAUGACACUCGAUAUUGUGUAUACUAGGAAUGUACCAUUCACGGGGCAAGAUUUUGAAAAUCUUGAGAGUUUAGAGAAUCUUGAUCCGGAGGCAGUUACAUUACUAUCAACUGAAGAACUUCGAACAAAUCCUAAUUUGGAUGGACAAAAGCGAUAUGCUGUUCUAGUCGGAUCAAAUGAAAUCACAAAGUUCAUUGUUGUUGAAAUUAGGAAGUGCUACCGCGAUCGAACUAGAGCUAUCAAGGAUGUACUGCCACCAGUCGACGUUGCGACAUUAGACUUUCAACAAUGCGGCAUCUGUAUUGAGCCAUACGCUGAGGCUACUAUUCCCCUUGAGCCAAAUCAUGAGCCUUCAAAGAUGCCAAAAUGUGGACAUGUAUUUGGUCGAGAUUGUAUCAUUGAAUGGCUGAAGAGGCAUGAUACAUGCCCCAUGUGUCGGGAUGAGUUGAGGCUUCCACUUGCAUAUAGGCUACGAGUAAAAAUGAAUCAGAAUCGAGAACAGGCUAGAAUCAAUGCUUGAUGUUUCUGAAGCCUAUAUUUCGAGGAAGAAAUGGGCCGCUUUCGA